CGCUCGUCGCCCUGAAGGCAGCAACAUGGCGGAGGCUUCCUUCGGGAGUUCCAGCCCAGUUGGGUCUUUGUCUUCUGAGGAUCAUGAUUUUGACCCUACGGCUGAGAUGUUGGUCCAUGACUAUGAUGACGAAAGAACUCUUGAAGAAGAGGAGAUGAUGGACGAGGGUAAAAACUUCAGCUCUGAAAUUGAAGACUUAGAAAAGGAAGGAAGCAUGCCUCUGGGAGACCUGCUGGCCUUCUACGGCUACGAGCCCGUGCUGCCCGCUGUGGUGGAGCCCAGUGCCAACAGCUCCCCAAGUGAACUUGCCGAUGAGCUGCCGGACAUGACGCUGGACAAGAUCCCGGGGAAGUGUCCCUCGCCUUUCCGAGCUCAGGCAGGGAGAGGAAUCCACAUCUUGGAGCCUCUUCCUGAGGAAAUAGCAAAAGACCUGUUGUCAGGGGACGACGAGGAGACGCAGUCUUCCGCAGACGACCUGACGCCGUCUGUGACUUCCCACGAGGCUUCCGACUUCUUCCCGAGGCCUUUGCGCUCAAAUACUACUUGUGACGGAGAUAAAGAAUCAGAGACUGAAGAUGUCGAAACAGACAGUGGUAACUCACCUGAAGAUCUGAGGAAGGAAAUAAUGAUCGGUUUACAGUAUCAGGCCGAGAUCCCCCCUUACCUUGGCGAGUAUGAGGAUAAUGAGGACGGGUCUGAGGACGGAGACCAGCUCCUUUGGCGUCCCGGCGUGGUUGCGGAGAGCCAAGUGAGGGAGUACCUUGUCGAGGCCGCGUUCAGAACCGGAAGCGAGAAGACGGCGGACAGGAUUUCUGCGGGCGCACUCACCAGGGACAGCGAGCAGGCAUUGUAUGAACUGCUCAGGUGUGACCAUAACGUCCAGGAGGCUGUGGAGAGGUAUUGCCGCAGCGGAAAGGCCUCUCAGGAGGGAAUGGCUGCGUGGACAGAAGAGGAAUGCCGAAGCUUUGAACAUGCACUCAUGCUGUUUGGAAAAGACUUUUACCUGAUACAGAAGAACAAGGUGAGAACCAGAACGGUGGCCGAGUGCGUGGCGUUCUACUACAUGUGGAAGAAGUCGGAGCGGUACGACUACUUCGCCCAGCAGACGCGGUUCGGGAAGAAGCGCUACAACCACCACCCUGGAGUGACGGACUACAUGGAUCGCCUGGUGGAUGAGACAGAAGCUCUGGGCGGGACCGUCAGCUCUCCCGUCUUAACCGCCAGCCGCCCUGAGCCUGUUCCUGAUCCGCAGCUGAACAUCCUCAACUCCUUCACCGCAGGCGACCUGACGGCUCUGACCGGCAGCGCAGCGGCCCCCGGGGCUGUGAGCUGCCUGGACGAAGGCUUUCCUCCGCCGGGCAGCCUGCCCCGCGGCCCAGUGACGCCCGUGCCUGUGGCGACGGAGGAGCUGCUCGCCCUGCCCAGCAGCGGGGAGGGCGACUGCUUUAACCUGUUUGAGACGGGCUUUUACCACUCGGAGCUCAACCCCGUGACCCUGUGCAGCGAGGAGCCGGAACGACCAGCCAAGAGGUUGAAGAUGGGCCUGGCUGUCCCGGAGCCCUUCAUGAGCGAGGUCUCUGUGAGCAGCCUGGGGGUGGACUUCGAGAGUCACACGCACCACAUCGCCAGCGCCAAGAUGGCCGUGUCUGUGGCGGACUUUGGCAGCCUGUCUGCCGGCGAGGCCAAUGGCUUCCUCAGUGCCCACGCCCUGCACCCGCACGCCGCCCUCCACUCCGAGUGACCGGCGGCCUGUGCGCGAGGACACGUUGGCCGGCUUAGUCUUUCACUGGAAGCGCGAACGUGUUCACUAUGACAUCAGUGAUGUCAGCAUGUAUAGACUCUUAUCUUGAUUUAUCAAGAAUAUUUUCAUUUCUCAAUCCAUAAAUGUGGAAAACCGUGAGCAGCAGAGCUGGGAAGGAAGGUGGGACUCGGCAGCUUUAAGCUCUGCUCUCCCCCCCUCACCUCCCAGACCCCUCCGCCCCCUUCCAGUCUCUUGCUCCCACGUUUAAAACCUGUAGACAGGCCACCAGCUCAAAACCAGCACAUGUUCAGGACUGAAGGAGUGGCUUCUUCGCGUGUAAGUUCCUUUUGCCGUAACGGAUGCAGCGGAAUAAGUGUUUACAGGUGCCGACCCUCAUCCCUGCGAAAUGUAGCAUUUUUUGGUUUUCUUAAUUAAGCAAAAGCAGGGGUAGGUUUCUUUAAACUGCACAGACAUGCAAGGGUUUUUUAAAUGGAAACUUCUCUCAUGUUCCUCAGCUAGAGCACUUCCGUUUACAAACAGCACGUCCACCUCUGGGAGCUGGCGAGGGGCUGUGCGCGGAGCGCAGACGAGACGCUCGGAUGUUUCCAGAUUCUCGACCAGGGCACCUUCCACAGAACGGCUCGUUUUACUGUCGGAAGAUGAGUGAACUUCAUGUAUUGGCUACAGAUUGGGCAUUGAAGAUGUGGUAUCCAGAUAGGGUCUGCCCACCCUUGUCAAGGUUGUGAUUGGGAAGCCACACGGCCAUCGAUGGUGGAGUCUCCCGGGCCGCGGCCCGGCGGGCAGGCUCCUGUUUACACUGAGGGACUGGCGUGGGCAGCGCUGCGGUUCGGUGUGAAUGCCGAGGAGCGACGUCGAGGUUCCACACGCGGCAGGAGAACCUUGAAGUAGAUUCACGUGUUUUGUUUAAUUUGAACAGGUGACAAGAAAAAUGUGAGUUGCUGUCUGAGAUAGAACGGUACUUGACCACUUAAGUUUAAAGCAGGUUUAGGCACUCGAUGCUCUCGAGCUGUUUCACGUCGACCGCAGACAUCACGCGAACGAGCGAGAAGCCGUUGUCCUGCCCCUCGGCCACCGUGCGCCAGGCCUGCAUCGAGGCGACAACGUGCAGCACAGUCAGGACGCGCGAAGCUUUGCCUUUAUAGUUCAGUUAAGACACAGACUUGUACUUGUUUUAUUUGCACCGCUUUGUUAGGGUUUUCCGUUCCUGCGAGUGUCUGAAACGUGUGGCCGCGUUGCCGAUCUUGUGAGUCUAUGUCACCUCGAGGUGGUGCUGGCGCGUAGGUAGAUGGUAGUGACCUUAGCCCUGUGGGCAGGGAGGGUAUUUAUUACACAGACUGUGAACUGCAAUGGCAUCCUGGGUUUGGAUGAAGUGUAUUCUUGUUUUUUUUGCAGCAUUUUAAUGAAGAUUGCUUUGAAGUGUUUACACAGUGUAGCACAUUUACCGUAAGACUUAGUUUAGCACAGUGGACAGAGUGGGUAGGUUAGUAACUUAAGCCAGUCUCUCACUUACAGACCUGUGCACACGGCAGCCGGGCAGCCUGGGCGGCGUGCUGCCGUCGCUCCUGUCAGGUUUCUGAGCCGUCGGCUCUUCCUGCUGUGGUGGUGGGCCGGCUUUGGACCUGAGUUCGUUCGUUCGGUAAGAAUCAGUACAGCUAUGAUUAGUGAGGUAUUGGCCAUCAUCUUCCAUUGUUACGACUUUAAUUUUCACUAGGUUUACAGUGGCUGGUCGGUGUGACGACUUACACAGAGACGGUCGAGCGCGAACACCAGCCACACUACCCGAGCACGCCCAGGCCCAGUGCAGCCGUCUGGUCGGUGUAGCUAUGCAUUGCUGGGGCUCGAUCAGGAUGGAAACGGUGUUUCUUACCACAAGUUUUGAUUAUCAGCAGGUGGAAUGGACACGUUAUCUGAAUAAAGAUUUUUGACCAAAAUUCAGAAAAUGAUAUAGAGAAACAUAAACUCCAGCUAGUUUAUAGAUGUUUAAAUGCCAAGCUAGUUCAGCCUCUUAGAGAGUGCUGGCGGGCUGGCGAUGUUUACUUUUAAUUCCUUGUGAAAAUGAGGCAAUAAUCUGCAAGGUUCUUGUAUAUAUGUGUAAAUUCUUCCUGUCUUUUUAGAUCUGAUUCCGUAUUUUUUUGACUGUGUCUGCCAUGUAUAAUAGCAUUUUUGUGCAUGCUUGAUGUGACAUACAUAAACGAUACCACUUUGUCCAUGUAAAAUAGCUAUUUAUUGAAUUUUCUUUUAAAAGCUGGAUUGACUGUUUUCCCCCUCUCCAUUGAAGCAUCUUAACACAGAAUUUGUUACUGUUUAUUAGAAGAAUUGCGUUUGAGAGCAUGAAGAUAACGAUUUGCAAUCAUAUGAAGAGACAACAAUGCCUUUAUUAAGCGUUAAGCACAAUUCUUAUAACAAACUGUGAUAAAUUCUUUUUUUUUUUCCUUCGCUGCAUUAUUUUCAUAUGAACAAACCAAAAAUCCAUGGUGAGCGGUUGCAGUGUGGGCUGAUGCGUCUUUUCUGUGGAGACUUGGGGACAGCGGUGGGUGCGAUGGUGCUGCGACUAGAGCAAUACUUCCCUGCAGCCGAGCUCAGCGCCGGCUCUCCUCGGUCAGCUGCUGAAUUUACUUGAAGGAUGUAGAGUAAUUUUUAAACGAUACUAAAGUGUGUACAAUUAGGUCAAAGCAUUGUGCAAUUGUUUCCUAUUAAUUUGUACGACUGAGGGUCCUGAGUGUUUGCGGACGUCGGCUCUCACAGAGCAGAGUGAUUUUAACUGUUGAAUUUAACCAAAGUCUUCAGUGACUCUUUCAACUCUGAAUGUAAACUAAUGGAGGAACCCCCGGCCACCACGGAGAUUGUCUGCCCCGUUUCAAAGCACAUUGUCUACAAAUGGAAAUUGAAAUAAUUUAUAAGAAUAUUGACAUUACUAUGUUUUUUAAAAAGUUCUUAAUUUUUCACUAAAGGAGGAAGCUAUUAGUUUUAUUAUUAAAUAUGGUAGAUAUUAAAAUUCCUCUUAGAAAACCAGUGAUCCAAUGGUCCCAGUUUGAGCUAAGUACCCUAUGAGUAUGAAAUGAAUUAGUGACAAUCAGAACAAGUCUUAGUAACAGAUAUUCAAGAGGAAGUUGCUAUUGCAUUGAUUUUAAUAUUUGUACAUAAACACUGAUUUUUUUGAGCAUUAUUUUGUAUCUGUUGUACUUUAAUACCUGUACAGUUCCAGAAAUAAAAAUCUGGAAAUCUUUUUCUUCU
Molecule: messenger RNA, 4996 nt
Organism: Eptesicus fuscus (big brown bat)
Lineage: Eukaryota; Metazoa; Chordata; Mammalia; Chiroptera; Vespertilionidae
Gene: MIER3
Product: MIER family member 3
Exons: 14
Coding region: 26-1741 (571 amino acids)
Biological process (GO): negative regulation of transcription by RNA polymerase II
Cellular component (GO): nucleoplasm
Molecular function (GO): transcription corepressor activity; histone deacetylase binding
Source: RefSeq, a predicted model, not a curated record